AUGGCUCUGCGCCCAAAGCCCUGGCUCCACGAUGAGGUCAAGACUCAACUCGACCUCGGACACAGCUGGUUGGAGGAGAAGAACAAGGCCAAGGCAGAGCGCGACAGACCGUCGGCCCAUCUCGACGGAAAGUGGGAAGGCCUCUAUCACGACAACGGCUCCUGCAUCGACAUCGUCGGGCCGUUCGGCUCAGACGUGCAAGUGCUCGUCCUCAGCGUCAAUCCCCUGGUCGUCACAGACGGCCGCCACUACACCGAAACUUCUCUCGCCAGCGCCUGUCGCAACCAUCUGCGCGCGCGAUUCCCCGCCCGCCAUACUGCCGUGGGCACGGUUUGGGCCGUCAAGAAGUACACCUUACGAUACACCUCCUACGGCCCUCCGCGCAACAAGCUCCAAUUCAUACUGGACGCUGUCGACUGGGUUGGCGAGGGCCAUAGAAGCAGAAUUCGGGUGGACUCUGUAGUGCGUCUGAACUACUCUGACGGCAUAGCCUCAACGCUGCAACAGCUUCAUAAUACCCGCGUGCAAGAAGACCACCGAUGCUUGCGGCCACAGCCACGGGAAGAGAACCUGGACGACGGAACACGCACAAUGGCAGGUGCAGAUGAGCCGCGUGACGAAGAUGCUUCGAUGAACACCCAAAUGCCAUUUGGAACGCAGCUUCAGCAUCCAAUCAGGUCGCGGAGGAAUGGGAAUGAUGAUGAUGAUGGUGGUGGUGGUGGUGGUGGUGGUGGUGGUGGUGGUGGUGGUGGUGAUGAUGGUGAUGAUGACGACGUUUCGUUCGUGGGCGUCAACAGACUAGAACCCGUGCUGGCUGGCAACACACAGAGGGCAGAGCUGAAACCUCGAUCAGGCAAUGCAUCCUCAGAGGCCCAAAAGCAAAAGCAACUUCUAUCGCUCUUGGGAAGAGCCCAGCCGCCAGUGGCUCCCCAGGCUCGAGUUCGCGAUCGCGCAAGCACGAGACCACAGCCAAGAAGGUCUGCAGAACAUGCUGCCGCAACUUCGCCCCGACCCAGAGAAAUUCAGAGCAAACGAGCAGAUCGAGAGAGAACUGAGGAGCUGGUGGCGAGCUCGACUCAGGCUCCGCCAGACAAGGGCAAGAAGCGCACGCGAGAAGUCGAGAACGAAUCGCCGUCAUCUCACCAUCCGGCGAACACCUCUUUCUCAGAGAAGGAGCCCAGGAAGAGCAACGCCAGUCAAAUGGACAGAUUUGCAGCCGAAUGUCCAUGGAUGAAGGGACUCAGGUUCAAUCGGGCGUCUGCAACCGUACCUGACGAUCAGGCUUACAUCCUCCAGAAACCUGAAAGCUGGUACAAACCGCAGGUUGGCCAGCGCUUCCCCGGUGCCAACAUACCCGUUCAGACUCUCAUGGUUCUCAGCAGAAUGGCGGACGAGAGGGCUGCGCUUGAAGGUGCGGAUAGCUCAGGCUCAUUCCACGAUACGGAUCCAUCAUCUGGAUCAUAUCCACCCAAUUCUGCGCCUCAGCCGGCGGACGAGCAGGACAGCGAGUCAGAGGACGAGGCUCUUACGAGUCCAGUCUCCUGGAAUACCUCGCCCACCCCUGAGCCUCCGCAACGACCUCCCUGGCGUCAUCAAGGGCUUCCUCCUGAUUCGAGCAUCGAAGUGCCGCAGGGUGUCGCGGAGUCUGCAGUACGACGAGAUCAUUCGCCGCAUCCCACCCUGCCUGCCUCAUCACACGAGAACGAGGUAGAUCUUCCGCCAUCGUCGCCUCCCGCUCAUCAGGCAGCCGAUGAUAGCGAUGACGGAAUGGAACUGGAAAUCUCGGUCCCUCAGGCACUGGGAGAAGAUUUGGAGAUACAGCCAGCGUCUCGCUAUGUUCACACCCACAUCCCGCGUACCGAGCCACGCUCAAGAUCAAUCGUGCAGGUAAAGGAAACGCCUCAUGUCAAAGGCAAGAACGGCCAACAACCUGUCGUUACAAUCUCUCCACCAACGCAAGAGUCGAACAGGCACUUGGAGAACUCGUCAUCUGCGUCCAUAGUGCGAGCGACGUAUCAAGACUUGAGUUCUUCGGCGGUGAAAGAGACCAGGCUGGAUGCGCUUCACGAGAGCCACAGUAACAAUCAGCAAGACGGUGUUGGUACCGACCUCCCUACCCAGCCAAACGCAGCUCAAGGCUCAAUCCCCGACAAUGACGCUCAAGAUGUGUCCAUGUUCGAUGUGUUUGUACACGAAGAGCCUCCUCUAGACCCGACUCGACAAGAUGACAUGCAGAAGCAAACAAACAAUCUGCAGACAGAGACCUUACAGGAAGGCGGUCCAGCGCAACCGGAACCGACACCAAUGUCUGCUCAACUUCCACCUAAGGAUUCAAGCUCAGGUGAACAGGCUGCACCAGCACCAAACAGAAGCGUGCCCGCAAUAUCGGUGCAACCAGAAAGGGAGCCAUCGAGGCCGCCCUCGGCCACACCAAGUCUCACCAAACGUAAGCUCGAGACAACUUCUACCAGAGAGCGCAGGCGACCUGCGAAGCACAAGCGUCUCAAGAUUGUAAGCUUCGGCGGUGGAGACUCAGAAGCUCUACGCCAGCAGCGCGCAGAGUCCUUACGAAGGUCCGAGAUUGAGAGGCAAAAGUCAAGUGCAAGUGCCGAGAGCAGGCAAGGCUCGGUCAGCAAUGUAUCGGUACAGCAGGAUGCAGCUCCAAAGAUGGGAGACUUGGAUGACAAAGAGCCGAGAAAGCCCCCAGUCGAACAGGCGAAUGCUGCCGUGGAAGGUAACAUGUCUCCUCGUCAUCAGAGUCUCUACGCUUCACCCAGUCCAGUACUGCGUCCCGCAGCGGCACCUCGUACUGCUGCAUCGAUAACUGAAAGCAUCAAUCUUGAUCAGCCGGAGCAGGAUACGUCUGGAAAGCAUACCAUACCCCAGGCGGCUUCAGAGGAACUAGUCGCAGCACAACAGAUGCAAACGCAGCCUCGGCCCAAAAGCCCGCCAGAACACCAGUCGGAGCCCCAGUUGGGGCCAGCGCCCGUAUCUGCACCAGUGCCUGUACCAACUCGACCAAGCCCACAGGUUCCAGCACGCACAGAGCAGGCGCCACCAGCUGCACCAGUUGAUGUUUCAACAUCAUUGACGGUUUUUGAAAGGUUCAAAGCUGCAUACUCUGAGUACACAGGCACCGUCGAGCACUUCACAAACCAGUGCACGCGAACGGAAGAGCUCGAUCGAGAAGACAAAAUGGUACCGAAGUGGAUGUGGGACGACUUCAUCAUCCGUAAUCAGACCGACUACAGAGAUUAUGCAUCCAAAUGCAUCGAUUCAGGAGACGAGCCGAUGCCGUACAUUCGUUUCUACAAGGACAAUAUUCGAGACGCGAUUUACAAGAACGGUGUCAUCGAGUCAAGAGCUGUGCUGCUCAAGGCGCUCCAGGAGCUCGGCGUUCAGCCUCGUAUGAUUGUGACUCCAACGCCGCAGCCACCUGUCAAGCAAGCGGUUCGACAGCCGAGUCCCCAGUCUCCUCCACCACCCGUGCGACACUCCACACACAGUCGUCCAUCUCAUCAGCAGUCAGUGCAGCCACCCCCUCAGCAACCCAUCCAGGCGUCACCUCGACAGUCUGCUCAACGACAGACUCAAUCUCCAACGCCACCGCCAAAGAAGAAGUCAUCACGGAAGUCUCUGCCCUUCACACUACCCAGCAAUCCAAUGUUAGACCGCGUCAACGGCACACCUCGCAUUCGUCAUUCGCUCCCCGCAAACUCAUCUCGUGCCGCUCCAUCAUCCACUCCCGCUCCGACACCUUCGGCACCGCCAGCCCCUGGCGCUCGUUCGAAACGCAAGUCCAACUUGCCUGAGCUUCUCAAACAGUACAGAGCCAACGAUGCGCCCCCCAAGCUGACCAGCGAUCGAUUCCGUGAAUUUUCGAGGGCACAGCAGGUAAUGACGAGCAUCACUGGGAGUACCAGGGUAAGCUCGACCUCAGACCUAAGGAAGGACAAGAGGGACAAGCGCAAGAGCUAA
Macroventuria anomochaeta is the source of this 3978-nucleotide messenger RNA. RefSeq lists its product as uncharacterized. NCBI's taxonomy places the organism in Eukaryota, Fungi, Ascomycota, Dothideomycetes, Pleosporales, Didymellaceae. The transcript has 2 exons. The record is from RefSeq and is a predicted model, not a curated record. The coding region runs from base 1 to 3978 and encodes 1325 amino acids.